This is a messenger RNA of Umbelopsis ramanniana AG, 2151 nucleotides long. RefSeq lists its product as uncharacterized. The coding region runs from base 369 to 1886 and encodes 505 amino acids. The record is from RefSeq and is a predicted model, not a curated record. Gene Ontology annotation, cellular component: plasma membrane. Gene Ontology annotation, molecular function: ammonium channel activity. The transcript is spliced from 2 exons. Gene Ontology annotation, biological process: ammonium transmembrane transport. NCBI's taxonomy places the organism in Eukaryota, Fungi, Mucoromycota, Umbelopsidomycetes, Umbelopsidales, Umbelopsidaceae.
GACCAUCGCAUCAGUUUAUGGGAGAUCUAUUGAUUGUCAUGGUAAGUUAGCGGAGAAGCCUAAAUUAGCAAUUUGCCUAUCGUUUUGCGCCUACCUCCAAUGCAUCUCUCAUCCUUAUCAGCGUUGACUUUCAAGUCCGACGGUGCCAAAACCCACCCACACCAACCAAAUGAAAAAAUUGAUAGGCAAUCCAACGUAAUGCUGGAUGCUUUUGCCGUAAAAUAAUAUAAAUACCAUGAACAAAAUAUCCUAGACAUUCUCACUUACUUCCUCUCUCUUCUCUUCCCCCUCUUCCUUCGCACGCCCUAUUUUUUUUCUAUACCAAACUCAAAUCAGUUUUCUGAAGAACACAAUCAUAUUUUAAAAAAAUGUCCGAUACUGCUCCUUCAGACCCAACGUACAAAUCCGGAGACAUUGCUUGGACGCUGAUGUCCACAGCUCUUGUGUGGUUGAUGAUCCCAGGGUUGGGAUACUUCUACUCUGGCAUGGCUAGAAGCAAAAACGCAUUGUCGUUGAUCAUGGUCAGCGUCAUCUCUAUUGCCGUAGUUUCUUUUCAGUGGUGGCUAUGGGGUUAUUCACUCACUUUCAGCCGAGGGGCGAACCGCUUCAUUGGCAAUUUGGACAAUGCCUUCCUUCGAGGAGUCCUUGGCGGUCCUUCCAUCGCUACUCCCAAUAUUCCCGACCUUGUGUUCUGCAUCUUUCAAUGCAUGUUCGCAGCUAUCACGCCUGCCUUAGCCAUUGGUUCAGCUGCUGAACGAGCUCGCAUCCUUCCUAUGAUCAUCUUCAUUUUCAUCUGGUCUACCAUUGUAUACGACCCCAUUGCCUGCUGGACAUGGAAUCCAGCUGGUUGGUCCUUCCAAAUGGGUGGUCUCGAUUUCGCUGGUGGUACGCCUGUCCACAUUUCUUCUGGAUUCGCCAGUUUGGCUUACUGUGUUAUCUUGGGCAAACGCCAAGGCCAUGGAAAGGAAGAAUUCAAGCCUCAUAACAUGAGCAACGUUGUUCUGGGUACCGCUUUGCUUUGGUUCGGCUGGUUUGGCUUCAAUGGAGGUUCAGCUUUGGCUGGUAGUAUGCGUGCUGCCAUGGCUUGUGUUGUUACCAACUUGGCUGCUUCCACCGCUGCCAUCACUUGGAUGUUACUGGACUACCGUUACGAACGCAAGUUCUCCGCCCUAGGUUUUUGUUCCGGUGCUGUAUCCGGUCUUGUCGCUAUUACACCUGCAUCUGGCUAUGUAGGGCCUGCUGCUUCUGUUGCCAUUGGCUUCGUCGGCGCUAUUGCCUGUAACCUUGCCGUUAAGCUCAAGCAUCGAAUGAACUUUGAUGAUGCUCUUGACGUCUUUGCUGUCCACGGUAUUGGUGGUAUUGUCGGUAACCUCAUGACUGGUCUCUUUGCUGAGCAAUACAUUGCUGCACUCGACGGAUCUACCAUUGCUGGAGGUUGGAUCAAUCACAAUUGGAUUCAACUUGCCUAUCAACUCGCCGAUGCAUGCGCAGGAGCCGCUUGGUCAUUCGGUGUCACCUUUAUCAUCCUGAUUAUCAUGGACCGCAUCCCUGGUCUUUCUCUCCGUGUCCACCCCGAUGUUGAACUUCAGGGACUGGAUCAUGGCGAAAUCGGUGAAAUGGCUUAUUACCAUGUUGAAAAGGUUAUCCGCAUCGAUCCUGAAACCCACGAACCCAAACUUGUUGAAGAAAUUCAUCAGCAAAUUCGCCCUAACGGUGAAGCUAUCCAAGGCGCUGACAGUACCGUUGGUUCUGCUAAGUUUGCUUCCGUUAUUAAUGUCGACGAACAUGGAAAUGAGCGUGUGCAUCAUGUUGAACAAGUUUCAUCACCUCAUAUGUCUGGCGAGCUUCAACCCCGUCACAAUCCUGGCGCAUUGAACAACGUUUAGACAAAAGAAAUUACGUGGAUGAAAAAAAAAAAAAAUUUCUGUUCACACAUGUCUCUAGCAUAUACUCUCUCAUUUUUUCUUACUUUGCUUAUAUUUUCUACUCUUCCUUGUGUAAACUUGAAUGUCCCCCGCCCCAUAAAUGUACAAAUCUUUCUCAUUCGUCGUUGCAUUAUACCUAACCGAUAAAACCGCUCUUAACGUCGGAAUUGUUUAUUCAUGCCUUGAAAAAUAAAUUUAUCUCAAUCCAUCUCUCUACUUCAUCCAA